Galeopterus variegatus (Sunda flying lemur) is the source of this 1502-nucleotide messenger RNA. Its product is annotated as chromosome unknown open reading frame, human C6orf120. The coding region runs from base 122 to 694 and encodes 190 amino acids. The transcript has 2 exons. Lineage: Eukaryota; Metazoa; Chordata; Mammalia; Dermoptera; Cynocephalidae. The record is from RefSeq and is a predicted model, not a curated record.
GGCCCCACUUCCGCCUCGUGCGGCCAGGCCCUGGCCGAGGUCCGGACGCUGCAGGCGCGGCGCCCUGCGGGGAGCGCGAACGCUGACAGAUGAGGAGCCCCUGCACUGAGCACUACCAGCAAUGGCCGCGCCCGGCAGGAGAGCCCCCUGGAAGGGAGCCCUGCUGAUGCUUCUGGCAUCCCAAGCCAUGUCCUUGGUGAAUUGCUCUGAAGACGACGACGUUCCAGAAGAAUGGAUCCUGCUGCAUGUUGUUCAGGGUCAGAUAGGAGCUGGGAAUUACAGCUAUUUGAGGUUAAAUCAUGAGGGAAAGAUAAUUCUUAAGAUGCAGAGCUUAAAAGGGGAUGCAGACCUGUACAUAUCUGAUAGCACUCUCCACCCAAGCUUUGAUGACUAUGAAUUACAGGCAGUCACUUGUGGUCAGGAUGUCGUUUAUAUACCAGCACACUUCCAGCGCCCUGUGGGAAUAGGCAUCUACGGACACCCAUCGCACCACGAGAGCGAAUUUGAAAUGAAAGUCUACUACGAUACAACCGCCGAACAGUACCCAUUUGGUGAGACUGCUUAUUCCUCAGACGGUGCAGACACAAGUCAGAAGCAUGCUUAUACUCCAGAAGACGCUUCUCAAGAAGAGGAAUCUGUUCUGUGGACCAUAUUAAUUAGUAUUUUAAAACUGGUACUUGAAAUCCUUUUUUGAUACAUUCAACACACUCUGGAGUACAAUGCCCUUUAUCUGUGAAGUGGAUUGCAGUCUGCUGUGAACUCUGCUACUUUUACCUAGCUGACAUUGCGGUUAACCUUCUCUAGUCAAGGGAUGGAAAAAUAAAGCCAUACGGUUUUGUUACCUCAGUUAUCCCCAAAAUAGGAAAAGCAGCAAGCACGAUAUUUGUUUUCUCUUAAAGAUCAAAAUUCCUAUAAAAUAAAUUUGCAAAAUAAAAUGCUUAAACUAUUUCGAUUAGUUUGUCAGGUGACUAAACAGAAAGAUUGCAGGAGCUCAGAUUUAAGUAAAAGAAAUCAAAAUAAAGCAACCUUUUAUAGUUAAACAGAUCAGAUUAACAGGUUGAUAAUUUUCUAAUUUUACUCUGGAGAUUCUAAAUGAAGUUUAAUGUGUAACUUUUCAAGAGUUACUGAAAUCAAGCCAGAAGUGGAAUUAUUUAUACUUCCCAUGCCUGUACCCCAAGCAGAAAUGAUACCUUUUAUCCAAACGGGAUUUCCAGGCAGGCAGGUAUUUACAAACUUUGUUCCUGUGCCAAUUAAUGGCUAUUGUAAAUCCAGGUGCACCUAAUUAAGCUAUUUGUUGUUUUACCAUCUUGGGCUACCUAUUAAUUAAAAUUCUUUAGUUAUAAACUUUGUUAUGCUACCUAAGGCAGGCCAAAAACAAUACAGAUUAAGAAAGUUUCAUGAAAAUAAUAGGAACUUUUCAAACUAAGAAAUAGUUUAGUAUUUCAAAUUAAGUUGCUAAAUAUUUCCACUGAAUUUUUGGAGAGAGUUGAAAUACUAAGAGA